This is a messenger RNA of Drosophila bipectinata, 2535 nucleotides long. RefSeq names its product no on or off transient A (gene nonA). Gene Ontology annotation, biological process: regulation of DNA-templated transcription. Lineage: Eukaryota; Metazoa; Arthropoda; Insecta; Diptera; Drosophilidae. Gene Ontology annotation, molecular function: RNA binding. The record is from RefSeq and is a predicted model, not a curated record. Gene Ontology annotation, cellular component: nucleus.
UUAGUACGUUUUAUUCAUUGUAAGUGCUUUUUUGAGGACGGUUGUCUACACUUGUUCCAUAAAUUUUUGUUAGUAAGAAUAUCACUCUGAAAUGGAAAGUGCGGUAAAAUUGGAAAAUUCCAAUUCUGGUCCACUGCCACAACGGCAACAAAGGGGAAACCAAGCUAAUAAAAAUAUUGGAAAACAUACCGCUCAGAAGCAAAAUGACGCCGAUGGAAGUCCUGCUGAAAAAAAGGCACGAUUUGGUGGCCCAAAUAACCAAAAUGGUGGAAUAGCUGUCAGUGGUGGUGGUAGUGCCGCAGCCGGUCCCAUUCAAAAUCAAAAUAAGAAUUUUCCUAAUAAGGGUGGAUUUACUGCGAAUCGCAACCGGAAUCGCGGAGGAAAUCAAAAUCGUCCUAAUUUUCAGGGGCAGAAUCAAAAUAAUACAAAUCUGAAAUCUUCUAAUGAAGCGUCAAAACCGGAUGCAGGAAAUGGACUCGAAAAGCAAAACAAUCCACCUCCGGCCAAUCAAAAUCAACAAAAUCAGAAUUCAAACCAAGGGCCAGGUCAAGGUCAGGGGCAGCAAGGUCAAGUCCAAGGUUUCCGAGGCCGUGGAGGAGGCGGUGCUGGUAAUAACGUUAGCGGGGGAGGCGGCGGUGGUGUUGGCUCCAAUCAAGGUGGCGGCGGAGUUGGUGGAAACCAGCUACAUCAUCAACAGCAGCAGCAGCAGCGGGAAAACAGAAAUCGUGGACAACGUUCAGGUGGCCCUGGCGGACCUAAUAACACCAUGUGCGGGCGGGAUGGAGGUGGCGGUGGUUCCCGUGGCGGAGAAGACUUCUUUAUAGCGCAAAGGUUGAGAAGCAUUGCCGGACCUACUUUGGAGCUGGCUCCUGUUGAAGUGCCUACUGAAGCGAAAUUUUCUGGCCGCAACCGUCUGUACGUUGGAAAUCUUACCGGAGACGUCACUGAUGACGAGCUCCGUGAAAUGUUCAAGCCUUUCGGCGAGAUUGGAGAAAUAUUUUCAAAUGUAGAAAAAAAUUUUACAUUCCUUAAGGUUGACUAUCAUAUAAACGCUGAGAAAGCUAAACGGGCUCUAGACGGGUCAAUGCGGAAGGGACGCCAAUUGCGCGUCCGUUUCGCUCCUAACGCUACCAUUCUGCGAGUAAGCAACCUUACUCCAUUUGUGUCGAACGAACUGCUGUACAAGUCAUUUGAGAUUUUUGGGCCUAUCGAGCGGGCUAGCAUCACAGUCGAUGACCGCGGAAAGCACCUCGGCGAGGGAAUUGUUGAGUUUGCUAAAAAGUCAUCGGCUAGUGCUUGUCUUCGUUUGUGCAACGAGAAAUGUUUCUUUUUGACUGCGUCACUCCGACCCUGCCUGGUAGAACCAAUGGAAGUUAAUGACGAUAAUGACGGGUUGCCAGAGAAGGCGUUGAACAAGAAGAUGCCGGAGUUCAACCAGGAACGCAGUGUAGGUCCCAGGUUUGCAGAUAUUAACUCGUUUGAGCAUGAGUACGGAUCGCGGUGGAAGCAGUUGCAUGAUCUCUACAAAAGUAAGCAAGAUGCUCUCAAGCGCGAGCUUAAAAUGGAAGAGGACAAGCUAGAGGCCCAGAUGGAAUAUGCGCGUUAUGAGCAAGAAACAGAGCUUUUGCGCCAAGAGCUGCGAAAACGCGAAGUGGAUAAUGAACGUAAGAAGAUGGAGUGGGAAAUGCGCGAGAAGCAAGUUGAGGACAUGCGCAAACGCGAAGAGGAAACUAUGCGCCGCCAUCAGAGUGAGAUGCAAAACCAUAUGCUGCGUCAAGAGGAGGAUAUGCGUCGUCGUCAGCAGGAAAACACCUUGUUUAUGCAAGCUCAGCAGCUAAAUUCGCUACUUGACCAACAGGAAGGAUUUGGCGGGGGCGGAAACAAUUCAAGCUUUGACAAUUUCGGGGGCAAUAGCAAUUCACCAUUUGAAGUUUUUAGAGGCAAUAACAACAAUAACUCAACCAUGGUGGGAAAUAACUCUGGACCUGGUGGUCCCAAUAAACAGGACUCCUUCGCUUUUGAAUUUGGGGUUAACAAUAUGAACCAAGGCGGAAAUCAACGUGGAAAUAAUGGCGGAGGAAAUAAUGUCCCAUGGGGACGCCGACGGUUUUAGACCCUGGAGCAAACACGCGUAUAAGGAUGAAAAGAAACGUACUUUUACGUUUUACGUUUGGUUUUAAAUCGUUCAUAAUCAAACCAUGAACGAACUCUCACAGAAGGAUUCUAAAACGAUGUGCACUCUAAUUAAUACCAAGCUUUGAUUUAAACUUUUGACAGAUAUAUCGACCGUCAAAUCUUUAUAAAAAAAAAUAAACAAUUUAAGCCGCUAAAAGGAAUAAUCUUAAAUAAUAUAUACUGAAAACAACAAUAUGCUUGAAAUGCAGUAUUGAAAAAAUAUCCCUAUCAUCUUUGAAACAUUACGUGCAUCUAUUUAAUCAUGACGAUAAUUUUAGAGAUAUGUAGUCCUAUUUUCUCAAGAAAUAUGAAUAUUUUUUUGUCAAUCAUUAAAAUUAAAUAUAUAAUGAUGUAACAAUA